ACCAUUCACUCCGACUUUCUAUUUGAACACUCAUUCUCCGGGUGCUUCUCGAAUAUAUCUUGCAAUUCGAGCUGAUACAUCUUUGAGUAUCGGCACAUUCCUCCAUGGCUCUCCGGUGAUAGAGGUCGACUCAAGGCGAACCAUCUCGCAAAACAAGAAGGGGGAACGGUGAAUCGGAGUGCUGGAAGCUCUGGGCAGACAAUUGUUUCGGUUGUUGACUCUGCUCUAAAGUUGCUAUUGUGCUGGAAAACGGUUUCGGUUCACCUAACCUUCCAAGGCCUUCUUAUUGUUACAACCUGCCUACAACUUCUCCAUUGUUACCCUCGACAAAACCACGCAAAUCUCCUCCAUGUAUCGAACUUCUGCGAGACCUGCUCCUCUCGAUUUCCUUUUACCUUCUGCACACUCGAGCUACGACAUCGACCGGCGUAAGGAUAUUGGGAUCUGUCAUCCACUCCCCCAACGUACACCGAUCUUCUUCGAGGCUCCUCUUAGCGGGCUUCGAACUCCUCCUGCGGACGAGAUGGCCACUACGUAUUCAAAUCGACAAUAUAAUCCCUACGCAACAGGGCGAGAUACUGCAUAUCCCCCCUCAGCUUCUUCUGCAGGCACCUACAGUGCUGGGACAUACUCGGGGUCAAGCACGCAUAGCAGAUCAUAUUCUACGUCAAAUCAAGCACCUUCCGCUUCUACUCUGCGAAGAGAGGUCCAAGGCUCGCAUCCGCUGCCGACACAACCAUCAAGCCCGGCCCCAGGCAAUCGACAAAACAAUUUAGCUCCUCCAGAAGAUCAAUCUCGCAGAAAGAGUGCCCACGGCGAUAUGAUUCGACCAAGUUUACAAAUCCCAACUUCAAUCUGCGAGGAUGGAGGGAGUCUGGCGGAAUUUGCAGCGCAGAUUACCUGCUUGUUCUGGUUCGAAUCCACCGAAACUCUUCGAAAGGCUGAGGGCCUCGUUCCUUCUUCAUCACCAAUAAAGAGACUAGAGAGAGAGGCACUACCUUCGAGCGGAUUCAGAAAAUGGGUUGUGACGAUACUUUCAACUACGCAAGUGACUGACAACGUCAUUCUCCUGGCUCUUCUAUUCAUCUACCGACUGAAGACGAGCAACCCGGCCGUUAAAGGCAGGAGUGGCAGCGAGUACCGUCUUUUGACCGUGGCUCUGAUGCUGGGCAAUAAGUUCUUGGAUGACAAUACCUACACCAACAAGACGUGGGCCGAGGUUUCUGGCAUUUCCGUAACCGAAAUCCAUGUUAUGGAAGUUGAGUUCUUGAGCAACAUGAGAUACAGUCUCUUAGCGUCGGAAAAGCAGUGGGCGGAGUGGCACCAGAAGUUGAGGAAAUUCCGCAUUUACUGCGACCGUGCUGCCAAUGCUCCUCUUCCAUCGGUACUUCCUCCAGGAUUGCCGACUCCAAGCCUUCAAUCGACCUUGCCAUCACCACCGUCGCUGCAGCCUUCGCCUCCUUCGCACCACUACCCAGCUAGUUCGGGCUUAAUGACCGGCCACCACUAUCAAUCUCCUCUCUCUCAGGCCCCAUUGUCUUCGCCUUUAUCUAGUAUACCAGAGCUAGAUUUCAGAGGAUACAACCGCAAGCGAAGCUAUGACGGAGACGAUGAGGAACCCGUUGCCAAGAGAGUCACGAGACCAGUCACGACCCAAAGUCAAUACGUACCCAAUCUUCCAACUGCACGAUCGGAUGUUCCUCGUUUACCUGUCCCGAAUCUUACCAUUUCUACAAGCCAACCCCCAAUGGUUAAUGGGUACAAUUCGGCCUCGAAUAUGGUUCCUAACGUUCCUCUUCUUCCUCCUCCUAAUGGCAGGGCUAUGUCCACUGUCUACCCUUCAACACCAUCGUCUUGGGGACCUCAGUUGCCUAUGCUAACCCCAACCGGACCGGCACCCACUAACAACGGUUACACUACACCUUCACGACGCCACAGUCCUGGUUCUGUUCAUGACCUUCUCUCCUACGGAUCGUCUCCGAUAGCAGGCAACUACCCUAACCACAACCCUGGUCACAUUUCACCUUCUGUCUUCCUUCAACAACGUUCUUCACCGUACAAACCCGUUCGACAUGUCAAUACGCUUCUCUAUCCUCCACCAUCUGCGUCGAUGCACGACUACUCGGUCAACACCGACCAGAUGCAUUACCAACCUCUGGGAAAAAGAAAUGAUUAUCGAGCUGGCGUCGUACCCGACUACGCUUCUCACCCUUCUUACCACUAUCCGGUCCUUCCGCAACCCAAUUUUCAUGCAUAAAGGGUCGACUCUUUAUUUUUCAAAACUUUUCUCAUCGAUCCGAUUGU
This is a messenger RNA of Mollisia scopiformis, 2304 nucleotides long. RefSeq lists its product as uncharacterized. Lineage: Eukaryota; Fungi; Ascomycota; Leotiomycetes; Helotiales; Mollisiaceae. Gene Ontology annotation, molecular function: protein kinase binding; cyclin-dependent protein serine/threonine kinase regulator activity. Gene Ontology annotation, cellular component: nucleus; cyclin-dependent protein kinase holoenzyme complex. The coding region runs from base 350 to 2257 and encodes 635 amino acids. The transcript is spliced from 3 exons. Gene Ontology annotation, biological process: regulation of cyclin-dependent protein serine/threonine kinase activity. The record is from RefSeq and is a predicted model, not a curated record.